CUUUCCCUUGUUUCUUAUUAUAUCUCAUAUUGAGAAUACAAGUAAACCAAUACGAAAAAAAUGGCACGCUCAACCAAGGAAGACACUCCUGAAGAUGACAACAAACUUAUUACUGUAUUCUAUAAAGAAGAUACCAAUGCCACUCCCACUAGUAAUAAACAUAGGCUUCAUUGGUCUAAAUAUGCUAUUCCUUCAGAUAUUCAACCGCAUCCUAUAGUGUCCAAGUUACGUGAAAUGGAACAAGCAUCAGAUUGUUGUGUCUCUGAAAUUCCUAUGAAGUUGACCUUAAAUGAAAAUGACGCAAUUGAAAUUGUACGAAAAGAAAAUGUGUUUGGUGAAGAAGUGACGGAAUCAGAAAUGGAUAUCAUUCAGCAACGUGUUGCUCUUCAACAACGUCAAUUCGCUGAAUAUGAGAAACGUGAAAAGGUUCGAAAGUUUCAAAAGGUGUUUGCUAUCUACGACUAUUUAACGGUGGAAGAAAUGGAUGAAAUGUUACAAGACUGUAAAAAUGAUGAAGAUGAAAUCAUCGUUCGUCUCACUCAACCUGGUUAUCUUCUUGAAAUACGAAGAAAGAUUGCCACCAAACAUGCACCUGAAGUGGAAAGCUCUCAAAAUAAAAUGACAGAAGAACAAUUGGAAGCAUACAAACAACUUUUAAAGAAACGAUCUGCAACAUUGAAGAAAACUACAAAUGAUUCAGCUAAAAAACAAUAUCGUUUAGGUGGAAGAUUGGCUCUAGAUGAUGCUUUGAAACAAGUACAAGAAAAUGGUGUGGAUCCUGAUAAGGCUUUUGAAGGAUGGUCAGCUGCUCGUAUUCGUGCUUAUCAAAUGAUUGAACAAAAUCCCAAUAGUUAUUAUUAUCGAUUCAAUGCUCCUGGUGAAAUUCAACAAAAAGGUCAAUGGUCACCACAUGAACGGGAACUCUUUUUCAAACGAUUGGAAGAAGUAGGAGCUAAUGGUCAAUGGGGUUAUUUUGCUAUGACAAUUCCUGGUCGAGUGGGUUAUCAGUGUUCCAACUUUUAUAGACUUUUAGUUGAAACUGGUCAAGUGGAUGAUCCUAAUUAUGUAUUGGACGAAAAAGGCAAAGCACAUUAUCUAUUCGACAAGAAAAAUGCCAAUGGUACAAUAGAAAAGACAUUCCGAACACAUAACAAACAUGCUAUUACAGAUCGAGGAUCAUCAUCAGCAUCACCACCAUCAUCAUCAUCAACAGCAGUUACUGCGACGAGACGGAGGAGAGCACCUGUAUCAGAUAAAGGCACUGUCAAGAAACGUAAAAGACGAAGCCGAGGAUGGAAUAGUGAUGAUGAUGAUGACGAUGAAGAGGAUGAUUUUGAAGAUUACAAUGAUAAUUCUGGAACUUAUACAACAAGUACACGAACAAGAGCAUCCACUCGACGCACACGAUCUAGAUUUGCCACACCACAAGAAGAAACUGAUCAAGAAGAUACGUCAAAUGGACCUGAUUAUGCAGAAAGUGAACAAGAAGAGCCAUUGGAUGCUAACCCUCUACCUGGAUUUAUUGACCCAAUUACACUUGAUGAAGUUGAAAAACCAGCUAUUUCCAAAUACGGCCAUGUGAUGGGAUAUGAUAGUUGGGUGCGAUGCUUAACCAAUUGGGAAGGAAAGAAGAAUAUAUGCCCAUUGACGAAGAAACCACUGACAAAACGUGAUCUUGUGGUGCUAACUCUUGAAAACAUUGAAGAAUAUAGGGAUAGAAUUCUCAACAUCUAGUAGUCAUUAUAGUUAGUUAUUAUUACUAGUAGUAGUAGUAGUAGUUUUAGUCGUAUCUUUGCCAAAUAUUAAUAAAGAAAAAUAAAAAAAAAAAAAGAAA
Molecule: messenger RNA, 1834 nt
Organism: Halteromyces radiatus
Lineage: Eukaryota; Fungi; Mucoromycota; Mucoromycetes; Mucorales; Cunninghamellaceae
Exons: 10
Coding region: 61-1734 (557 amino acids)
Source: RefSeq, a predicted model, not a curated record